This is a messenger RNA of Vollenhovia emeryi, 1188 nucleotides long. RefSeq lists its product as uncharacterized. The transcript has a single exon. The record is from RefSeq and is a predicted model, not a curated record. Lineage: Eukaryota; Metazoa; Arthropoda; Insecta; Hymenoptera; Formicidae. The annotation marks the transcript as partial.
AUGCUUCUUCAAGAACUCUGGCUCCACAAGAUCAACUGGGAUGAACCGUUACCAUCUCAAGUUGUCUCACGGUGGCUCAACAUCAGAAAAGAUCUCACAAGCCUGGCCAGGCUCUCAAUUCCACGCUGGUUCAACAUAAGCAGUGGCUCAACGGUUGAAUUACAUGGCUUUUCUGAUGCAUCUCAAUUUGCCAUGGCUGCAGUCGUAUACAUGGUCGUGCACACGCCGUCCAAGGGCGCCAAAACUUCUCUCAUAUGCUCAAGAACAAAGGUAACUCCAUUGAAGAGGCUCACUAUCCCAAGGCUAGAACUCACAGCAGCGCUGCUUCUUUCAAAAUUGGUGAAAUAUGUCCAUGCCACACUCAAGGUGGACAUCAAGGAAACAUAUUUAUGGACGGACUCUCAAGUGACGCUCACAUGGAUCAAAACACACUCAUCUCGAUGGAAGGAUUAUGUGCGCAACAGGGUAUCACAAAUCCAAGAACUCACGACACAUGCUCAUUGGAAAUUUGUUCCAGGUACAAUCAAUCCAGCUGACUGUGCAUCUCGUGGUGUAACAACAGCUCAACUUGAAGAUCAUACCUUGUGGUGGGCAGGACCACCAUGGUUGGCUCAACCGAAAGAUCGCUGGCCCGCUCAGCCAACGUGCUCGGACGAGCAGUGUACAACAGAAUCGCGCCCAGGAGUGUCACUCUUCACAACUAACAUAAAGGUGGAUUACGACUGGGAUCUCAUCUACAAGUAUUCAUCGCUCAAUCGACUGCUCAGAAUCACAGCUCUCUGUCAGGUAUUUAUUCGACGAUUGAGAAAUCGACACGAUGGCCCUCAAGCCUCACACAUCUCAGUCGCUGACUUAGAGCAAGCUAAAAUCUUCUGGAUCAAGGUUACACAAUCAACAUUUUUUGCAUAUGAGCUGAAGAUGCUCAGCUCACAAUCACGUCUAGCAACUUCUCAUCCAUUCAGUCGUCUCACAGCAUUUAUUGAUCAUCAAGGAGUUGCUCGUGUGGGAGGACGACUCAAGAAUUCCACCCUCAAUUAUGAAGGCAAACACCCUGCAAUACUCCCUCGCCAUUCGAGAUUGUCUGAAUUAAUCAUCAGCUGGUCCCACCAACGGACACUACAUGGAGGAACGCAACUCACCUUGGCGCAUAUCAGGCAAUCAUAUUGGAUCAUCGGUGGACGUGCGCCA